Glycine soja is the source of this 1120-nucleotide messenger RNA. RefSeq lists its product as uncharacterized. Lineage: Eukaryota; Viridiplantae; Streptophyta; Magnoliopsida; Fabales; Fabaceae. The coding region runs from base 177 to 773 and encodes 198 amino acids. The transcript is spliced from 6 exons. Gene Ontology annotation, cellular component: nucleus. Gene Ontology annotation, biological process: protein import into nucleus. The record is from RefSeq and is a predicted model, not a curated record.
GUUUAUGAGUUUAACUAUUCAAUUAAAAAAAUAAUAAUUUAUAAUUAAAUGAUAAUAAAUUAAACUCAUGAAUAAAAAAAGUCCAUGGAAUCUGAAUAUUAGUGAGUCUUGAAGUAAGUAAUUUGGAGAGGGAAAAGCGCAACCUAGCGGCAGCGGAAGGGUGGCGCGUGAGAGAGAUGGAGGAAGGUAAAGAAUGGAGCGUGAAAGAGAAGAACGAAACUACGACGCGACCAUCCCUAAAAUCGGAUGUUCCAUUCAACAAAUAUGAACUAUGGAAACACAAGUUGAGGGACAAUUGCUACAAAAGGGUGCGAGAGGACAGAACUCGCUUACUCUGGAAAUUUAGAUACAACCAACAGGAGGAGGAGGACAUCGUCAAGUGUGCAUUCCAGGAUAUUGUAUCUGAUGAAUUGAACAAAAUCAAACGCACGGAUGAGCUGUUAUGGGAGUAUGAAGGUCCUCACCAGGGUGAAUGCCAAGACAUUUUGUUAGAAAUGCAAAGGAUCUUUUAUCAAGAUCUCAAUUCCCAAUCAACCAUACAAGAUUUAGAAUGUGAUAUUGAAACUUGGGAAGAUGAAGUGGAUGAGUACCUGGCUCGUGCAGUUUUUGAGCAUAUGCAGCUAAAUGAAGAUGAGGCUCAUGGGAAAGAGAUUUGGUGUCCUAUAUGUAAGCAAGGAGAGCUUAAAGACAGUCACAAUCUUAUACACUGCACUCGUUGUGAACUUCAACUAAACAAAGCUAGUGAGGUGAACAGUUUGUGGCUGCUGGAAUGAAGUUCCAUCGAUGUACAAUUGAUUGAAGCAUGAUGUCCAAGCUAUUUGUGCCUACAGCCCAAAAAUAGCUCCCACUCCUCCCAUGUCAAACACAAUCUUUUUAUUUGUUUAUAGUAAGAGCAGUAUACACCCGUGAGAAAAGAUUGAGAUAUUUGAGUGUAUCUCAGCUUUGUGAUUUGGGUGAAAUAUAAUAUUUUGUAAUCACCAUUCACCACAAUGAUCGUUAAUUGAAUAUAUACGAUAGUCAUAUCUGCAUGUGGUUAUAAGUUGUAAAAGCUGAAUUACAUUUGUUCUUACACUUUCGCUUUAUUUACACAAUUAUUAUCACACAAUCUUUUUCUUCUGAG